CAAAUAGGAUUAUAUUACAUAAAUCGAAGAGCUACACUUAUUAUCGAAAAAGUCACCAAGGAAAAUGAAGGAAUAUAUUAUUGCCACGCUGAAAACGAAUUCGGAAAAUCGGUAUUGUCGUGCAGUUUAUGGGUUAUUGAAAGCACUAAAGGACAAGUUGAACCAAUGCUUCAAAUGCAUAAGCCAAUGAAAUACAUUACAUUGCAGACUGACGUUUCGUCAAAUGUUAGUGUUAAACAUAGCGAAGAAAAGUAUGAGCAUCGGAUCACAUUAUUACAUCCAGAGAUAUAUAUUCUGAAUUGCAAUUGCCUAACAUCAACAAGUCGUAUCUAUAAUGGUUCAUCGAUUAUUGCUCAAGAAGAGCAUCAAGGGACGUUUAUGGAAGAAAUGAAAUUGGUUGAAAUGAAGAUCCCUCACGAUGCGACUACUGUGUUGACUAUUAAUGCUGAAAAACCAGCAGUUAACUUUACACAUUUGGUGCGCAUAGUACAGCUUGAUGAAGCAAAAAUUGUUUUGCUUAGGCGGCAACAGCGUUUUCUUAGAUCUGAGGAAGUCAUGCAAACAGCUGAUAUUCAGCUUAUUGAGAUGCAACAAAAGGAUUCAAGAAUUGAAUCAACUGUUAAUAUAAAUAUAUUGGUUGCUAUAGAAAAUCCACAGAGAGUGGCAUUUUACGAAGUUUUAUGUGUAUAUAAUGAACGGAUAAUGCUGGAGCAAAAAAUUCAAACAAUUUCCUCACUUGAUAUUGCUCAAAUUCACAUGGCCAACGAGUCGGUUAGCACGAUACUCGCUGUAAAGGAUGAACAUAAAGCUCAUGAGAUAGCUAAUGUCGUUGCACGAAGACCUUUUGCUAGCUUUGAUCAUAAGGUCAUUGUUAUUGAGUCAGAAAUGAUCCGCAUCAGCGCUCACGUAGUAGCAUCUGCUGUUAAAUAUGAAAUCGCUGAUAUCGAAAGAAUAUUCCAAAAAACUACAGAAACAGCCGAAUGUCGGACAGAAAGAAUGUUUACUUCAAUUAAAUAUGCUUCAGCUGAUCAGAGGAUUGUUAUUCUUGAAGGCUUACAAACAUCCUUCGAUUCGAAUACGUGGAGUGUUAAACGAGUUCGACAUUUUUCAACUGCUACUUUUUAG
Dracunculus medinensis (Guinea worm) is the source of this 1125-nucleotide messenger RNA. The record is from the annotation of a GenBank genome assembly. NCBI's taxonomy places the organism in Eukaryota, Metazoa, Nematoda, Chromadorea, Rhabditida, Dracunculidae.